UGUGCACGCAGUCGAACAGCGCGCAGGUGCGCGCCUCGUCCGCCGGGGCCGCGCGCGGCUCCAGCAACGCCAGGUUGCAGCGCGGGAGCGCGCAGCACAUGCGCUCGCAGUCCGCCGCGGCGGGGACGCGCGCCGUGGCCAGCGGGGCCGCGCCGGCGCGCACCGCGUCCUCCGCGUCCAGGACGAAGUCGCGCUUUCCGGAGCGGAACCCGCCGCCGUCGGCGCACUCUUCAGAGUCCUCCGAGUCCUCCCAGUCCUCCGGCGCCGCCGCCGAGCGGGGGACGAGGAGGAGGAGGAGGAGGAGAGAGGAAGAGCCCCACAGACGCAUCUCUCUGGUGAAGAAAGGAGAAAGAACAGAACCCGCGUCGUCUUCCGCGUCUGGACUGUAGAAGGUUAUUUCCAGCUGGACUCUGUCGCCGCCGCUCAGGUCAGCCAAUCGGAGCGAGGUACAUGUGAGCAGCAGGAUGUGGCUUCAGGAUGAGGGCGGGGCCAACCAGACCAGUGCGUACUGUAUAGAUCUGCUGAUGAGAGGAGGGGAGGAGCUCAGCUUUGAGGAGCUGAGGGCUGAGAGAUACAGACAGCUGAAGCAGAAGGAGAAUGAGGAGAGGCUGAGACGUUUGAAGGAGGAAGCGGAGCAGCUCAGGCAGGAGCUGCAGCAGAAGAAGCAGCUGCUACAGCUCAUAACCCAUCAGGAUGACUCCCCUCCUGUCAAGGACGCGGGUAUGCCUCCUGCUGCCACCUCCUCCUUCCACAUAUAUGACGAGUCUGCUGCUGCACGGCCUGCUGGCAGGAACGAUGCGGCAAGUCCAAACCAGCUGCCGGACGAUGUCUUCCUGCAACCUGACGAGAGGGGGCUCUGUGUGCAGGUCCGGUUGCCAGGACGACCAGGUGCUGUCCCCCCCUCUGAACCGUCUCAGACCGCAGACCCGGUCCAGCCUGGGCUCCCAAACACAGAACCGGAGUGUGCUCCGAUCAGAACCACUGACGGUCAGCAAGGCCGGACCAGCGAGGACGUCCAGGUCCAGCCGGACCCACCCGGUCCCUUAGCCGUCUCCCAGAAGGCUGCGUCCAAACCCAGAGAGAAGCUGAGUCCAAUCCACGAGGCCAGCGUAGAGGCCGGAUCCCAGAGCUCAGCGGGGGGACUGUCUGCUGGGAACUGCAGUCCACUGGACCAGGACCCGCCCAGCCAGAACCUGGACCAGGACCCGCCCAGCCAGAACCUGGACCAGCUGGACCCGGAGAGUGAUCACACUGCAGGGACCGGUAGGGUCCCUGCAGACCAACGGUUCACAGAAACACCUGAUCUGGUCCAACUGCAGUCUGGACCGGUUCCAGGCUGGGUGGUGGACCGACGUACAUGUCCUCCAGAACGGGUCUAGAUCAUUCAGAACUGAUCACAGCUGGUUGCACCAGAUCAGGUGGUUUCUGCUCCAGACUUUGGCCGCGGUAGAACCUGAACACAUUUCUACGGUGGCCUGGAAGUGCAAAACACAACG
This is a messenger RNA of Cololabis saira (Pacific saury), 1496 nucleotides long. RefSeq names its product mitotic checkpoint serine/threonine-protein kinase BUB1-like. Lineage: Eukaryota; Metazoa; Chordata; Actinopteri; Beloniformes; Belonidae. The coding region runs from base 465 to 1379 and encodes 304 amino acids. The transcript is spliced from 8 exons. The record is from RefSeq and is a predicted model, not a curated record.